Lucilia cuprina (Australian sheep blowfly) is the source of this 352-nucleotide messenger RNA. Its product is annotated as dolichyl-diphosphooligosaccharide--protein glycosyltransferase subunit 4. Lineage: Eukaryota; Metazoa; Arthropoda; Insecta; Diptera; Calliphoridae. Gene Ontology annotation, cellular component: oligosaccharyltransferase complex. The record is from RefSeq and is a predicted model, not a curated record. The transcript has 3 exons. Bases 163 to 288 code for a protein of 41 amino acids.
UACUAAUGUUCAACUGGCCUUAAUAAAAUAGCAAAAUUACCAACACUGAUAUGAAAACAGAAUAAAAAAUUCUAUCAACAAAAAAAAAAACAAGUGCAAACCGGCAAAAAAAAUUUAAUAUUUUUAUAAUUAUUCAUAAAAAGUGUAGACAGCCCCUACAAUAUGAUUACAGAUGUCCAAUUAGCCAUAUUUUCCAACGUUUUGGGAGUAUUCUUAUUUCUGCUAGUGGUUUUAUAUCACUACAUUAAUGCCAAUUCCAGCAGCAAGAUUAGCUCAAAGAAUAAGUAAAAAGUUGUAGAUUUUAAUUUUGUAUGUUUAUUCAAUAAAUAUUUAAAAAAAUGUAAUAACAAAA